This is a messenger RNA of Labeo rohita (rohu), 1734 nucleotides long. It is a transcript of the gene pold2, whose product is annotated as polymerase (DNA directed), delta 2, regulatory subunit. Lineage: Eukaryota; Metazoa; Chordata; Actinopteri; Cypriniformes; Cyprinidae. Gene Ontology annotation, cellular component: delta DNA polymerase complex. Gene Ontology annotation, biological process: DNA strand elongation involved in DNA replication; DNA replication. Gene Ontology annotation, molecular function: DNA binding. Bases 246 to 1649 code for a protein of 467 amino acids. The transcript has 11 exons. The record is from RefSeq and is a predicted model, not a curated record.
GAGGCUUUUAUUUUGAAAGCGUGUCUUUAGCGGAACUCGCGUCACAUUUUCAUAGCGGUCAUAGGUGAAAUAUUUAGCGGGAGUACCAAAAAUCAACACAGAGCAGGUCGACCCGAUUUUGUUAUUUAUUUUGUUUACUUCAUCAUCGAAUCAAACUAUAUUAACAAUAUAUUGUAGUAAAAAAACAAACUGGUAAAUAAGAAGUAAGCAUUUAUAAUUUAGCUUCCAGAAACGUGCCCUCAGUCAUGUUCUCAGACGUGAUCGUGCCGAAGGAGACGUUAUUGUCUCCUCCAGGCUCGGAGGAGCCCGUGUUUGACCGUCAGCAGCCCACAUACAGCGGCUGCUCGGAGAGAUUCCGCAUCGGCGAGCGCAGCUUCAGCCGCCAGUACGCGCACAUCUACGCCACCAGACUCAUGCAGAUGAGAGACAUCCUCACCGAGAGAGCCACUCACAAGUGGGGCUCUGUCGUGCCCAUCAGGAAGCUGUGUGACCUGCAGAUGGGUGAACAGUGUAUAAUAGUGGGCACCAUAUUCAAAAGCAUGGAGCUGCAGCCUUCUAUCCUGAAGGAGAUCAGUGAGGAGCACAAUCUGUUGCCCCAGCCUCCUCGUGCCAAAUACAUCAGCCAGUCAGAUGAGCUUAUUUUGGAGGAUGAACUGCAGAGGAUUAAACUUGAAGGCAACAUCGACACACCUAAGUUUGUAACAGGUAGUGUAAUUGCCAUCAUGGGUGCAGAGAAGAAUGAUGGGAAAUUCACUGUUGAGGACUUCUGCAUGGCCGACCUUCCUCCACAGACACCCAGACAGUCUCUCAGCAUAGACAGAUUUGUCCUUCUUGCCUCUGGUCUGGGAUUGAAUGGCAGCAGAGCAGACAGUAUGCUGGGAUUGCAGCUUUUGGUGGAUAUGGUAACCGGUCAGCUUGGAGAUGAGGGGGAGCAGAGUGGGGCAGCAUCCAUCUCUAGAGUCAUACUAGCUGGAAAUCUGUUGAGUCAAAGCACUCAGGACAAAGACUCAACAACGAAGGCAAAGUAUCUGACUAAGAAGACUCAGGCUGGGAGUGUGGAGGCUAUCAGACUGCUGGAUGAGCUUCUAAUGCAGCUAGUGGCGUCUGUAUCUGUAGAUGUCAUGCCGGGACAGUAUGACCCAACAAACUACACUCUUCCCCAGCAGCCCCUGCACCGCUGCAUGUUCCCUCUGUCUGUGCCCUUCCCCACCCUGCAGCUGGUCAGCAACCCCUACCAAGCCAUCGUAGAUGGCGUCCAGUUCUUAGGCACAGCAGGGCAGAAUAUCAGUGAUAUUGUGAAGUACAGCAGUGUUGAUGAUCAUUUGGAAAUACUGGAAAGCACGCUGAGGUUUCGCCACCUGGCUCCCACCGCUCCGGACACACUGGGUUGUUACCCUUUCUAUCAGAAAGAUCCCUUUAUCAUGGAAGAAUGUCCUCAUGUGUACUUCAGCGGAAAUGCACCAAGCUACCAAUGCAAACGAGUCACAGGACCUGAAGGACAAGAUGUUCUCCUAGUAGCAAUCCCAGAGUUCAGCAGCACACAGACAGCCUGUCUUGUGAACCUGCGCACCUUGGAGUGCGAGCCAGUCUGCUUCUCCUCUUUUCCCACAGAGGAUGAUGAGGAAAAUGAGAUGAAUAUCAGCCAUUGAACACUCACUUAUCAAUGUUUGUUUCUGUAGUCUAUUCAACAAAAGCUGUUUCUGUUGUUGUGUUUUAUUAAUAAAGCUCCCUCUU